AUGUACCUUGGGGCAUACUCAGCUGUAAUCGACAACAGCAAUAUCCCCGACCUUUCUCUAGACGAAAUUGUUGAUCGAAAUUACAUAUUUACUGCUCGUGUAUUUGUCUUGGAAGUUAUCAGGUACAAUUUGCGUGUGAUGGACGAGGUUGAUUCAGCAGCCACAAUUGAUCUUCAGGCCGUCAAACUGCUUGCAUUGUAUUUUUCGAGCACACCAAACAAGGAAAUGACAAUUUCGAGAAUCUUUGAAUGGCAAGGAGAUCCAUCCAAAAGAGACAAUUCCACCUUUCAUUUGAUUGCAGGGAUAAUAUUCUUGAAUGAGCGGAAUUACAAUGAGGCGUUAAAGUUUACAGGAACUGGGGGAUCAAUGGAACUCCUGAAACAGGGUGUAAAGGAUCCAGGAAUGAGUCAAAAUCUGGAUGAAUGCAGACGUCAGCUCGGAAAACCAUCAUAG
This is a messenger RNA of Striga asiatica, 453 nucleotides long. NCBI's taxonomy places the organism in Eukaryota, Viridiplantae, Streptophyta, Magnoliopsida, Lamiales, Orobanchaceae. The record is from the annotation of a GenBank genome assembly.